Molecule: messenger RNA, 1650 nt
Organism: Amoebophrya sp. A120
Lineage: Eukaryota; Dinophyceae; Syndiniales; Amoebophryaceae
Source: the annotation of a GenBank genome assembly
AUGGGCUGUGGUGCCUCGAUGCCCUCCACCGGGCCUCAGCCAGGUGCGCAUUCUGUGAUGGCCCGCGGGCCUGAGGAGGAUGAGGAGCUCGUUGAGGUUUCGCUGCUGGAUGAAACCGGCGAGUUGCUAGAUUGGGUGACCGCGCGCGUUUUGGAGCACCACCCCGCAACAACUGACGCGGUGACUCUGCGAAAGAAGAGGGUUUUCGUCCUCCCCACUGCUGCGGCGAAGGCCCACGGGUAUCCCAACGGCACGGAGCUGGUCGUGGAUCCGCGGAGACUGCGGGAAAAGAUGCCCUACGCGGUGGACACAGAGGACGCAUCGAAAAUUCUUGCCGCAGGGAACGGCGGCUCCGGGGAAAGCUCGCGGGGGAGACGGAAGGAGGGCCUCUUAGACAACGAUGACGAGAAGGACGGGCAAGCUUCGAAGAAGAAAGGGAAGAAGAAAAACACGCCGGGCGCAGACCUGCUUCCCUCGGCGGCCUUGAUGGCGAACGACUUUCUUUCCGCCCCGGAAGAGAUCCUUCUAGGGACCGGGCUCGAGGCGGUCGCCGCGCGCAACCCCUUCGGCCCGGAAGCAGUGCAGCUCCGAGAAAAGGUUGCCUUGUUACUUGACGACGCGCCACAUAUCAAGCCCGCAAAGCGGAUGGCGAAAGAACUCCGCGCGCAAAACGAAUCGCUGACGACAACGAACGCGGAUCUGGUCGCGGCGUUUCUGCCCAAUCCCGCAAAGCUGUUUGAGUGGCGCAUCGCGCUGCGGGCGCCAGACCGAACGCCGUACGCGAAAGCGAUUUUUUACCUGCACUGCGAUUUCGUAAACCGGACCAGCGGCGAAUCGAAGUACCCAUUUGAACCGCCGAAGCUGCAGUUCGCGACCCCGAUUUUCCAUCCGAACGUCUCCCAGCGGGGCAAAAUUUGCUUGAAUACGCUAAACGAGAAAACGGAGUGGUCCCCCAUGAUGGACCUGAGCAUGCUGUGUGUCGCGGUUUCCGUGUUGCUGCAACAGCCAAACUGUGAGGACCCACUGAACACGCAUGCAAGCAAGCUUUUGCAGAAACACCCCCCGGAGUUUAAGCGCCGUGCCCGCGAGUGGACGAAAAAGCACGCUUACUGUGACCCAGAAUUCGAUCUCUACUCGAGGCAGCUGGAAUAUGAGCGAGAUGCGGACUUCUCGCAACAAGAGGAUCUUGACUACUUCUCCUCCUCCACAGUAGCGUCAAAGAGCCAAUUGACAGGAGCUCAUCCUGGUCGUAAACGUGGUCCCGGCCAGCAGCAAUUUUCACUUGUCGAGUCCAUACGGCAAGACCCGCAGCCGGCGACUUUUGCAAAUCCGCUGUUCCACGGCAGUGCACCUGGUCAACCUGCUGCGCAAAGUCAAAGCAAACAGAAUGACGGCGAUUCGCUGACGUCUAUUCUCGCCGGGAACAGACAGAAGCACGCAGCGAGGCAAGCGGGAGCAAACACGGGCGGUGCUUUCGGGCCCACAAGUGUUCCGGCCGCCGGGCUUCUACACUCCGACCCCUACGCUGAUUACCAGACCGACCGGGCAGGGCGUGCCUUGGAUGACAGGGACGCUGGUCGCCGCAUUCGAUGGAACCACGCACUGGAACAGUAUCGAGCCAAAAAAGAAAUGAGUGAGCGAUACUGCUGA